AAUUGGAAUCGACGACAGAACCCUUUGCAUCCUUGCCGAAUUGCCGACCUGCUCGUUCAACUUGCAUAGUAGACGCAGUGGCACAUUUCCCAUACCAGUCAAGUCGUUCUUAACUCUCUUUAAUCACUUCAAGUCCGACGACGAAACAACACCCCGCUCGCCAUGGCAGGCUUCGACCUAGCCAACCUGGACAGGUCCGCGUUACAACAACGUAUCGCCCUACACGAGCAACAUGAAGACUCGCUCGGCAGCCUUCCCGAUCUGAUCGACGAGAGCAAUUCAUCUUACCCGGCCACGACGAGCGGGGCGAAUACUACGAGUGAAGGGGAGAGUUCUAAGGAUGAGAUCGGGAGGAGGGAUAGGGGAAAGGAGAAUCAGAGUCCGACCGUAGGAAAUGUGUCCGAAAAGUCGCUAGGAGGCAAGACCGAGAACUUUGUCACGCCGAUGCUUCGGAAGACCCUCCACGCGACCAGCCCGCAAGAACAGACCUUCACCCCACCCUCCCAUCGAUCUUACAUCGUCCCCCUCAAUGAUGGUGAUACUUCAGGCUCCUCUUCUUCCUUUUCCGCAGGGAACGGUCCUAUCACCUCUACUCCCGUUAGCUAUCGCCCCUUCCGCCGAUCUCCGCUGAACGAAAGCGCCGGGAGUACAGGCCCAGGGGAAGGAUCCUCGAGUGGGGGGAUGUUGUCCUCGAUAUCUACCAUCCGACCUGCUCUAUCCGCACGGCGGGCACUCCGGUCUCCCCCGCCCGGGUCAGACAACAUGAGCGCUGGGACACCGGCCGAAUCGGCCCAGACGAGGAGGUUCGCUUCGUCCUUGAGCCGCCGCACGAGGGAGAAAUCAGGGUCAGGGUUGGGAUCGUUCGCACAGGACGUCUCGUUGAUGGACGAAAGGAGCUUGUCGAUCGCUACUAUUCAACAUGUGGGAGAUAGGCAGGAAGGAGAAGAAGAUUACGGUUUCGAUUCGAGGGAGUUGCCUGAUUCGCGCGAAGGGAGCUUGAACGAUUUGCCAGACGAGGCGUCUAGACAAUCAUCGCCGGCCCUCCGAGGUAACUGGGUGGACACGAGGAAACGAUACUCUCGAGCUCCUCGUCACACUUCGACUUCGCCUUUGGGCAGCCCGGAACCGGUCGAGCUCCGCAACUUGCCUUCCCCCUUGCGGGACGAUCAGAGCGUCAGUUCCGCCGGGUUCAGGCGGCCGGAAUCGACUGUCGAGGAUGAAGAUUCUAGAGAGAUGAGAUCGACCACGCCGCAAGAGGAUGUGCCUCGUGUGCCUUCCCUUUCGAAAACAGAAGCGGACGGUAGUGAUGAAGAUUCGGGAGAGUUUAGGCGAGCGACCGAGACUCCAGUAGAACAGCAAGACGACGGGAAUCUCCAGAUCACCACGCCCGGCAGGGUUUCGAUGAGGAGCAGCGUCAGCUUCGGGGUUGGAAUGACUCCCGGUGGACUUGGCGUUGUGGACGAGGAAGGGGAAAGUAUGGAGAUGGUCGAUGACGACGAUGAUCUGAGCCUGGACCUCAGUGGAAUGCCGCAAGAGGCCUCUUCUAGACAAACCAUGCGGAGGGUGUCGUCCCAUCAGGAACUGACGACUCCAAUGGCUGCCAACAAGAUGGCAGAUCUCACGGCGGCCACGUCGAGCAGUCAAUUUACCACCCCUGGAGCUGCUAGGCACUUGUCGAGACAUGCAUCUCCUAUGGACCGUUCGUACGGAGGCGACCUCGACCGGGAUCUCAGGGACGAGGAUAGCGUCGAGGCGAGUCUUCCUGACCUUGAUCAAAGUCGGAUGUCCAAGGCGGAUGUGGGGACUACGCCGAAAGCCGCCUUGCCUAGGAGGUUCAUGAGCCAGUCGCCUGCGCCAUCGGCCGCUGGAGGGGUAGAGAAGAGCUUUAUGCAGGACUACGUCCGGACCGCUCUCGAAACUAGCGUUCGCAAAUCGACAGUAUCUAUGAACGUGUCACACGCGAGGCAGAGCUUGGGGAUGAGCGUUACCCGACCGAACAAUAGGUGGAGCUCAGGAAGCAGGUCGAGCACGACAUCAGGAUCCGGGCGUGACGAGCUGAUCGCCACGCCCGAGCUUGGGCAAGACGAGCAUGAACCUAGCGGGAUCAGUUUCAGGAUGGACCAUUCGCUCGCCCGUAGCAUGCAGAGGAGCGUGAUCGGACCGUUUCACAGGCGGUUGAUGGAGACUCGAGGCAACUUGAGCGCGAGCGUCUUGCGUGGAGGGGAUUCGGAUGAGGGGGCGAGCAACCAGUCGUUCGUCUCGAUCGCUUCCUCGGCGGACCUCACUUCGGACAAGCGAGGGGCCACGUCUAGGUCGAAGGGGAACACAUCGUUGCCUACUAUCGGACUGGACGAUAUCGGCACGCACGAAGACCGGGCCCAGGCGCCCAAGAUUGCUCGACAUUUGCACCACAUGAACGAGCAGUUGACGGCUGAGAACCAGCGGUUGACGGAAGAGAUGAAUCUGCUUCGGGAUCAGUUGCAACAGGCGGACUGGGAGAGGGAUGAACGGGAAACUCGGGAGACCGGUUCGAGCUCUGUCUCCCUGGACCGGUCGAAGGCGGACUCUUCGUUCGUCAGGUCGACAGGCGCGCGGAACGAGCAGGUCAUCCGUCUGCAAGAACAGGUUGGCGAGUUGGAGCAGACGCUUCGGAAGACUGAGGAUGAGUAUGCCCAGUUCAAGCACGAGACCGAGCUCAAGGCAGCGGCGGCGUCGAACGGCUCGGAUAAUGCCAAAAUUAAAGAACUGGAGGACGAGCUCGAUCUUCAGAGCCAGCUGCUCAGGGAGCAUGAAGAUGAAGCUGACAGGCUGCGGGAAGAACUGAAGGAUGUGAAGGAGGCGAACAAGGUUCCGCACGAGGAGAUGGUCGAAGCUCUUGACCUCGCUGCGACCAAAGAACGUGAACUCUCUCAACAGGUCCAAAACCUGCAAUGGGAAAAGGCCGCUGUCGAGCAAGAAAAGGAACGGCUCAGGCAAGUUCUCGAGAGCCCCGACGCGGACGAAAAGGAGCGAGCUCUUCAGGCUCAGGUUGGGGAUCUUGAGAGGCAGGUCCAACGAUUGGGGGAUGAAAUUGCACGACGUGAAGCCAAAAUCGCCGACUUGGAAGACGAAGUCGAAAAGGCUCGGAAUGAGGUUAUCGAUCGCGACGAGCAGUUGUCGGCUCGCGAGACCGAGAUGGAUCACUUGCAGCAGCGACUUCGGGCUGAAGAGGACGCCAAGAUCAACGCAGAAGCCGCUCUCACCGACGUAGAAGAAAGCAACGGGGCCGAGCUUGAGCGGCUGACUCGAGACCUAGACGCAUGCAAGAUUGAACUCGAGCAGUGCUACAGGAAUCUCGAUGACUGCGAGCUCGCGCUGCAAGAGGAAGGUGACGACAAGAAGCAGAUACGGGAAGCUAAAGCCCUGGUGGACGCGGCUUCGCUGGAGCAGCAAGCGACCAUUGCAGAGCUCGAGGAUCAGUUGGCUUCGGCGAGACGCGCAACGGACGACAAGGCCACCUCUGUAGCCGACAUACAAGCCAAGUUGAACACUGUUGAAGCCGCGUUGAGCGCAUCCAAGACUACAAUUGCCGCCUUGGAAGCCGAAUUAGCCGGACAAAGUCCUUCGAGGGCGAGCACGACCUCAUUCAUCGACAGGCUUUCGUCUUUGCGAGCCCGAGAAGAUGCUACCAUCAUCGACUCGCUCAAGACCCGCUUGUCUCACGCUCAAGCCGAAGUUCUUGAGCUUCAGCAUGCCAGACUCGAGUCGAGCCCCGCACAAGAAGCCAUUGUUGCUGCUCGCGACGCCAAGAUUGACGCCUUGGUCAUUGAAAAGCAGGAACUGCAAGAGGAAUUGCGAGUCACCCAGGCUCGUCUGGCCGAUCCGGAAACUACACCUGGGCCUAUGCGGACUACUGCUUCUAUGAUGGGAUCGCCUGCCCCGCGGUCUUCCCUCUUCAACAAGCAUCUCGCUAACCUCAAGAUGCCUCGUACACCCGCAACCCCUGGAACGAUGCCAGAAUUCUCAUUCCUGAACCGAUCCAUGUCCGAGGAUGACACGGAGAAGAGCAUGGUCGAGCGAUAUCACGAACUUCAGAUCGAGCUGCAGGAGGCCCAGAAACGCUUCGACGGCAACUUCGAACGACUGGAAAGGGCAAACUUGACCACCUUCCAAAUGGCGGACCGCCUUGCUGUCGAAACGGAAAGGGUCGUCGCACUCGAGAAGAACGUGCUGGAAUUCCGAAAGCGAUUCGACACGGUUACACAGCGUUUGGAGCGGGUUAAAUGUCCCGACUGCGAAGUACAGUUUGAUGCCAGCAAAUUCGCUGACCUCGACCGGAGCGAGACUUCCCUGCUGGAUCUCACCCCUCGUCCGAGAACGGCCCAGCGCGACGAGCUCAAGGAGACCAUCGCAUCCCUCCGGUCUCAAUAUACCAUCCUGCAAGAGCAGGUCAGGGUCGACAGGGAACGGGUCCGGGAACAGGAGCAGGAGAUAGCGCGUUUGCAGCGGAAUGCCAAGAUGGCCGAGCAAGCCGCCACGACCGCCUUGAGACAAGCAGAGGCUGACCACGAUCGACAAUCCGCCGCCUUGCGACGAGAGAAACAGUCUCUCGAGACCGAACGAAAGUUGCUCCAAGCAAAAUUCGAACGUACGGAGAACACUUUGCGCGAGACGCAAACCCAAGUGCGCAAGGUGCAACAACAGCUGCGCGAGACCCGAACGCAACUUCAAGAGACCGAGAGCAAAUGCCGCUCUAUCGAGGCCGAGCAUGGUCUUGCGAAAGAGGAUAUCGCACGCAUCUCGAAACGUCUUGUUGAGACAGAACAGAGCAACUCAAGGAUGGCAGCCGAAACACAAGCUCGAGCCCGCAAGGAACGAGACGAAUUGACUUCCGCCAAAGCAAAGCUCGAAGCUGAACAAAGGCGCUUGACGGAAGCUUUGACUGAUAGACAAAGCGAUUACGAGGCUACGAAGGCCCAGCUCCAGGAAAAGUCCAAAGCUUUGGCGAGAGCCGAAUCCAAGCUCGAAGCCAGGGCGGAUAACUCUACGGAGCUCCGACAGGAGCUCAAACAGGUCGAAGCUUCUCUGUACAGACACAAAUGCGAAGCUGAGAAGUUCAGUCAAGCGGUCCAAGCUCUGCAAGCCGAUAGCAACAAGAUGGCCGCAGAUGCGGUAGAGAUGCAAACCUUGCGAAGCGAGCGAGCUUCCGCGGAUUCGAUGAUCAAAUCUCUCGAGGAGGAGAUUCGCAGGCUGGUCGGCCAGUUCCGCCAGAGUGAACGAGAGACCCUGGCUUUGAUCGCCUCCAUGGGCUAUCCCUCAACCAUCAAGUCGGAGACCCCUGUCAAGCGCUCUUUCAAGGCAGUUGCACUCGCUGUCCGCUCUACCAUCAGAAUGAAACGAGCUGCUUCAAUUUGGUCCAGCGAAGUCGCCCAACGAGAUCGUAUGCUUCAAGGACAUCAGUCCGCGAGAGAACCCAGAACCAGAACGACGAGCCUGAAUUAGAUCUUGCUCUUACGACCGAACAUCUUGAACUGAUAAAUCGUUGUACCUGUAAUCACCUUCACUCGCUCUUGACGACCCAGUACGCUCUUAUACAUAAUGAAUGGCAUUUGGCUUGGUGAAUGCUCGCUGCUUGCUAUAUGGG
Molecule: messenger RNA, 5623 nt
Organism: Filobasidium floriforme
Lineage: Eukaryota; Fungi; Basidiomycota; Tremellomycetes; Filobasidiales; Filobasidiaceae
Exons: 12
Coding region: 163-5481 (1772 amino acids)
Source: RefSeq, a predicted model, not a curated record